GAGGAACGUAGUAAAGAUUUCGUGACCAGAUUUUUGUUUAAAACAGUAGUCGAUAUGGUGGAGACAUUAGAGCGAGGAGAAGGGUACGAGGCAAUGGGCCUUCGGAAAAGGAAGACCUUAGAGAAGGCCGCACUCGCGGAGGUGCAGUUGCAAGAGGAUAUCUUGAAUAGCACUCAACACGACUAUAUAAAACGUGAGCACAUG
This is a messenger RNA of Acaulospora colombiana, 204 nucleotides long. NCBI's taxonomy places the organism in Eukaryota, Fungi, Glomeromycota, Glomeromycetes, Diversisporales, Acaulosporaceae. The record is from the annotation of a GenBank genome assembly.